UUAAAGCAUGGAGGUAGAAGCAGAGAAUGAUAAGAAAUGAAGUGGGAGAGCUAGCAGCUAGAGGGGCCAGAGGUGGUGGUGCACCUGGUUGAGUGCACAUGUUAGAAUGUACAAGGAUCCAGGUUCGAUCCCCCAGUCCCCACCUGCAGGGGAGAAAUUUUACAGGUGGUGAAGCAGUGCUGCAGGUGUCUCUUUUUCUCUUUCCCUUUCUAUCACCCCCUUCCCUCUCGAAUUCUGGCCGUCUCUAUCCAAUAAAUAAAUAAAGAUACUAAUUUUUAAAAAAGAGAUGGCAGUUAGAUUAUAAGUCUGUAGGAGGAAGAAGUGAUAAGAAGAGACCAAGUAACUGGUAACCAGUACCAUUGAUGUACUGAUAUAUUCCUCUGACUUGAAAAUCUACCUUAUGUUGAGCUCCACAGGAGGACGAAGAGGUCCCAAUAGGACAUCCUACUGUCGGAACCCUCUCUGUGAGCCAGGACCCUCAGGAGGCUCUGGUGGGGGUCACACCUCCAGUGCAUCAGUCACCAGUGUUCGUUCCCGUGCCAGGAGCAGUUCUGGUACCGGUCUCUCCAGCCCCCCACUGGCUACCCAGACGGUCAUCCCCCUACAGCACUGCAGGAUCCCCGAGCUGCCAGUUCAGGCCAGCAUUCUGUUUGAGUUGCAGCUCUUCUUUUGCCAGCUCAUAGCCCUCUUUGUCCACUACAUCAACAUCUACAAAACAGUGUGGUGGUAUCCUCCUUCCCACCCUCCCUCUCAUACUUCCUUGAAUUUCCACUUGAUCGACUUCAACUUGCUGAUGGUGACCACCAUUGUUCUGGGCCGACGCUUCAUUGGAUCCAUCGUGAAGGAGGCUUCUCAGAGGGGGAAGGUCUCCCUCUUUCGAUCCAUCCUGCUGUUCCUCACCCGCUUCACCGUUCUCACGGCAACAGGCUGGAGUCUGUGCCGCUCCCUCAUCCACCUCUUCAGGACCUACUCCUUCCUGAACCUCCUGUUCCUCUGCUAUCCGUUUGGAAUGUACAUUCCGUUCCUGCAGCUGAACUGUGACCUUCGAAAGACAAACCUCUUCAGCAACAUGGUCUCCAUGGGUCCUCGGGAGGCUGUCAGUGGACUGGCAAGGAGCCGGGACUACCUGCUGACACUAAGGGAAACGUGGAAACAGCACACUCGACAGUUGUAUGGCCCAGAGGCCAUGCCCACCCAUGCCUGCUGCCUGUCUCCCAGCCUCAUCCGCAGUGAGGUGGAAUACCUCAAGAUGGACUUCAACUGGCGCAUGAAGGAAGUGCUGGUCAGCUCCAUGCUGAGUGCCUAUUAUGUGGCCUUUGUACCUGUCUGGUUCGUCAAGAACACACAUUACUAUGACAAGCGCUGGUCCUGUGAGCUCUUCCUGCUGGUGUCCAUCAGUACAUCAGUGAUCCUCAUGCAGCACCUGCUGCCUGCCAACUACUGUGACCUGCUGCACAAGGCCGCUGCCCACCUGGGCUGCUGGCAGAAGGUGGACCCAGCACUGUGCUCCAAUGUGCUGCAGCACCCGUGGACGGAAGAAUGCAUGUGGCCACAGGGCGUGCUGGUGAAGCAUAGCAAGAAUGUCUACAAAGCAGUGGGCCACUACAAUGUGGCCAUCCCCUCCGAUGUAUCCCACUUCCGGUUCCACUUCUUUUUCAGCAAACCCCUUCGGAUCCUCAACAUCCUGCUGCUGUUAGAGGGAGCUGUCAUUAUCUACCAGCUGUACUCCUUGAUGUCUUCUGAAAAGUGGCACCAGACCAUCUCACUAGCACUCAUCCUUUUCAGCAACUACUACGCCUUCUUCAAACUGCUGCGGGACCGCCUAGUACUGGGCAAGGCCUACUCAUACUCAGCUAGCCCCCAGAGGGACCUGGACCAUCGGUUCUCCUGAGCCCCAGGGCAACCCCAGGAACAUCAUCCAGGCUUCAGCCAGGGUUCUCUGGAAAGGGGCUGUUGGGGAGGGUUGGAUGAGGGGAGAAAAAAAAAAAAAAAGAAUCAAUCCUUCAGA
Molecule: messenger RNA, 2008 nt
Organism: Erinaceus europaeus (western European hedgehog)
Lineage: Eukaryota; Metazoa; Chordata; Mammalia; Eulipotyphla; Erinaceidae
Product: transmembrane protein 39B
Exons: 8
Coding region: 401-1891 (496 amino acids)
Cellular component (GO): membrane
Source: RefSeq, a predicted model, not a curated record